UUUGCCGGUCUCGGUAACGCCAUUCAUUCGCUCUCGUCUUUGCAUGCAGAAGGACCAGUUAUCGUGCUUGGCAUAACAUACCCACCCCUAUCGCUUGCUGGAUGCAAGGUAAACAGCCUACCUCGCAAGUCUUUGGCCUACUUACGAUCCAGGUAGCGGACAGUAUUCAGUUUCGCUCCCAAACAUGGCGCCCAGCCAGUUUCCCGUCAAGGAUCCAGCACCCUCCGUGUGGACGGCCUCGCCUCAUCCUCUGGACGACUACCAGUCCACAAUUGAAUUACCAGGACAGUGUGACGUGUUGAUUGUCGGUUCAGGUUUCGCUGGUGUUUCUACAGCAUACCACAUCUUGAAGGAUGACCCGGAUCCCUGGUCGAUAGUGCUUCUUGAAGCACGAGCUCACUGUUCAGGUGCGACAGGCAGGAAUGGAGGUCACAUCAAACCGGACACGUACUAUAGCGCUCCAAAGUACGAAAGGCUCUAUGGCACGAGGCAGGCAGCGGAGCUACAACUCUUCGAGAGCUCGCAAGUUUGGGCCGUGAAAGAGUUGGUGGAUCGAGAAGGCUUGGAGUGCGACUUUCACUUGACUCGGGCACUUGAUGUCUACCUCGAUCCAGAUCACGCCGCUCAGACGUACGAGGCGUACCAGAGAAUGCUCAACGAUGGUUACUUCGACUUGAGGGAUGUCUCUUACACGGGUAAGUCAGACGCUGAGCGGAUAUCGGGUGUCAAAGGAGCACAAUGUUGCUUCAGCUUCACGGCAGCACACCUGACUCCAAAGCUACUGGUGUUGGGCCUACUAGAGCGUCUUAUUAACCAAGGCCUCCAAGCCUACGCCCACACCCCGGUGGUGAAAGUCUCCCCAAGUAGGGACAGCGCCGAUUUUUGGACUGUUUCAACCACUCGAGGAGACAUCAAAGCACGGAAGGUCAUAUUUGCCACGAAUGGCUACACUGCCUCAUUGCUGCCUCAGUACCAUCGAAAAAUAGUUCCCGUCCGGGGAGUAUGUAGCCACAUCACGACACCAAACGGCAACUAUUCGCCCCAUCUCCCUAACACUUAUAGUCUGCGUUUCGGUGGUGCCAACUACGAUUACUUGAUCCCGCGGGCAGACGGCAGUAUCGUGGUGGGCGGUGCCCGGCAGACCUUUUUACACCAUCAAGAUCGAUGGUUCAAUUCCGUUAGCGACAAUGAACGUAUGGUACCGGACUCGGAAAGGUACUUUGACGGCUACAUGCAGCGACACUUUAGGGGCUGGGAGGCCAGCGGAGCGUCUACCGAGAGAGUUUGGACCGGCGUGAUGGGCUACACAUCUGAUUUUAUGCCCCAUGUUGGUGAAGUUCCGACCAAGCCUGGGCAAUACAUCAUUGCAGGGUUCUCAGGUCGAGGUAUGCCUUACAUCUUUUUGGCAAGUGAAGGCCUGGCCCGGAUGGUCAGGCAUGAGACCCGAUACGAAGAGACGAAAUUGCCCUCUGUCUUGAAGUCUACGAGAGAGCGACUAAGCAGCUCAGAGAGCCCUCUCGAAAAGGAGUUUGGGACCGUCUGGAAGGACCGCGCGCAGACGAUCCCUCCCCGGCUUUAGGAUGGAAUGGCUAUCUUAGAUGACCUUGUCCAAGGUUCUAGCUCUUCGAGUUAAUGCUUACACGAUGAAGAAAGAGCACAGGCGAGUGCCAAUAUUAUUCUGAUGCUUGCAGGAACGUGUAGUCGCUACGGC
Messenger RNA from Exophiala oligosperma, 1711 nucleotides. RefSeq lists its product as uncharacterized. The coding region runs from base 185 to 1579 and encodes 464 amino acids. Gene Ontology annotation, cellular component: cytoplasm. The transcript is spliced from 3 exons. The record is from RefSeq and is a predicted model, not a curated record. NCBI's taxonomy places the organism in Eukaryota, Fungi, Ascomycota, Eurotiomycetes, Chaetothyriales, Herpotrichiellaceae. Gene Ontology annotation, molecular function: oxidoreductase activity.